Molecule: messenger RNA, 2582 nt
Organism: Ricinus communis (castor bean)
Lineage: Eukaryota; Viridiplantae; Streptophyta; Magnoliopsida; Malpighiales; Euphorbiaceae
Product: DEAD-box ATP-dependent RNA helicase 31
Exons: 10
Coding region: 190-2445 (751 amino acids)
Cellular component (GO): chloroplast
Molecular function (GO): ATP binding; nucleic acid binding; RNA helicase activity
Source: RefSeq, a predicted model, not a curated record
AUUCAUUCGUAGUGUAGGGGAACAAAACGGCGCGUUUAACCCUACCGCCAGAUAUUUUAUUGUUUCUUUUUGGAUACGCUUAAACCCUAACGCAUCCAAUUUCCUUAAAACCCUGAUUCCUCCCAGCACUUCUCUUAACCCAAAAUUUUCGGCGUCCUCAACCGGAAACCGGAAAUUACAAGUCAUAGUAUGCCCGUUAAACUUCUUCCACAGCUCCGUUUCCUCACUCCAUCACUUCCGGUAACCAGUCUCCCACCUAUGAAAUCAUUCUCACUAAUAAACUGGAAUCGACCCGUCCCCAUUUUCUCUCAGAUUUUCCCAUUUAGACUCAAAUACCUAGGGCUUUCACCUUAUUUCAAUUCUCAACUCAGUGUUCGCCGAUUCUCAACUCGGUCAUUUCGACCUAGAACCACCGCACGGUCAAGCUCUGAGUUUAGGCAGUCAAAAAGUUUAAUUGAAGACGAAGCUGAACUCAGUGACUGGGUUAGCGAGUUAAAGACGAGUUCUCUUCGUGGAAAACUCACCAGUGAAGACGAGUCAGAUUCUGAUAUGACUCGUAAUAAAAGUAAGAGGGAAAGAGGUAGAGAGGGAUUUUCUUCUUCGAAGAGAAGAAGGGAAAGGGAAACUGAUGAGUUUAGUGAGUUAAAUAAUAGGAGGGGAAUUAAAGAUAAAGUUGAUUCCUUUUCGAGGAAUUCGAGAGCAAGUAAGCCUUUUGAUAGGAAAUUUAUUGGCAGUGAUAAUGAGAAGGAGAGGUUUAAUUCGCGGAGAAAGAAAAUUGGAAAUGCUGAUUUAGGGUUUAGGAGAGAAAAAAGGGUAUCUGUUGAUGAAAAUGAUGAUUAUUUUGAUAAGGAGGAUGAGAGAAAGGACCUAAUAGGGAGAAUUACGGAUUUGGUUCGUGAGGAGGAGACUGAUGAUGCUAAUGAUGAAGGGUGUCACGAUGAUGAAGGAAUCUUAAGGAAAAAUGUAUCUUCUUCGUUGGGAUUUGAGAAAGAUAGGCCAAACUCUCCUGGAACUUCUGAUUCUUACUUAAGCGACUCUAGAUUUGAUCAAUGUCCAGUUUCUCCUUUGUCAUUAAAAGGAAUUAAGGAUGCAGGGUAUGAGAAAAUGACCGUUGUUCAGGAGGCCACUCUUCCAGUUAUACUAAAAGGUAAGGAUGUUCUUGCUAAGGCUAGAACAGGCACUGGAAAAACCGUAGCAUUUUUGCUUCCGGCAAUUGAAGUUGUUGUAAAAUCUCCUCCUACUGGUCGUGAUCAAAAACGACCUCCAAUUCUUGUGGUUGUUAUUUGCCCAACUCGGGAACUUGCAAGUCAAGCUGCUGCAGAAGCAAAUACCCUAUUGAAGUAUCACCCUUCUGUCGGUGUUCAAGUUGUGAUAGGAGGUACAAGACUUGCACUUGAACAAAAAAAAAUGCAAGCUAACCCUUGCCAGAUUCUUGUUGCUACGCCUGGAAGACUCCAAGAUCAUAUUGAGAAUACAGCAGGAUUUGCAACAAGGCUGAUGGGUGUCAAGGUCCUUAUACUUGAUGAAGCUGAUCAUUUGCUGGACAUGGGAUUUCGUAAAGACAUUGAGAGAAUAAUUGCUGCUGUUCCCAAGCAACGACAAACACUUCUAUUUUCUGCAACAGUUCCUGAAGAGGUUCGUCAAAUAUGUCACAUUGCUCUGAGAAGAGAUCAUGAAUUCAUCAAUACAGUUCCAGAGGGAACUGAUGAGACACAUACACAGGUCAGGCAGAUGCAUUUGGUUGCUCCAUUAGACAAGCAUUUCCCCCUAUUAUAUGUUCUUCUAAAGGAUCAUAUUGCGGAUAACAUUGAUUAUAAGGUUCUUUUAUUUUGUACAACUGCUAUGGUCACAAGAAUGGUUGCUAACCUACUUGGUGAACUGAAAUUGAAUGUUAGAGAGAUUCAUUCAAGAAAGCCUCAGAGUUAUAGGACCAGGGUUUCUGAUGAGUUCCGGAAGUCGAAGGGCCUUAUACUCGUGACUUCUGAUGUAUCUGCACGUGGAGUUGAUUAUCCUGAUGUAACCCUUGUCAUACAGGUGGGCUUGCCAGCUGAUAGGGAACAAUACAUACAUCGACUUGGUAGAACUGGCCGUAAAGGUAAAGAAGGGGUAGGCAUAUUGUUAUUGGCACCUUGGGAAGAAAGCUUCUUAUCUACCAUCAAGGAUUUGCCAAUAUCGAAGGCUCCAGUACCUUCGGUGGACCCUGAUACAAAGAAAAAGGUGGAACGAUCCCUCUCCCACGUGGAGAUGAAGAAUAAAGAAGCAGCAUACCAGGCCUGGCUCGGCUAUUACAAUUCCAGUAAGCUGGUCGGUAGGGACAAAUAUAGGCUUGUGGAGCUGGCUAAUGAUUUCAGCCGAAGUAUGGGACUCGAUAACCCCCCUGCCAUCCCCAAGCUCGUCCUCGGCAAGAUGGGUCUCAGGAACAUCCCUGGCUUGCGCUCAAAAUAGUUUUGACACCUAAGCAGUUGAUAGAGAAUCUAUAUUGAGAUCAUAUUCAUAGACUGUGCAGAUCGUUGUAGGAAAACAUUGCUUUCUGAUUGCUGGAUAGAACUUCCAAUGAAUAUGAGUUCGUAUUUCUGUGCAAA